Hyaena hyaena (striped hyena) is the source of this 1792-nucleotide messenger RNA. RefSeq names its product Purkinje cell protein 2 (gene PCP2). NCBI's taxonomy places the organism in Eukaryota, Metazoa, Chordata, Mammalia, Carnivora, Hyaenidae. The record is from RefSeq and is a predicted model, not a curated record. The transcript has 5 exons. Gene Ontology annotation, molecular function: guanyl-nucleotide exchange factor activity; protein binding. Bases 1313 to 1723 code for a protein of 136 amino acids.
AUUCCAGUACUCCGAGGUGUUUGAGUUUUCUCCUAAGAACAACGGAGGCCAAGCUUUGUGCAGACAAGGACACAGAGGAAUGCCAUGUGAUGACAGAGGCAGAGUUUGAAGUCCUGCAGCUCCCAGCCUGCUAACACCAAGGGCUGCCUGCGGCCACCAGAACCCAGGGAGAGGAAAGGAAGGACCCUCCCCCUCCCCCCCAGGUUUCAGGAGCAUGGCGCUGUCACACCUCAACUUCAGGCUCUGGUCUCCAGAACUGUGUGACGAUGUCUGUUGCUCUCGGCCACCCAGUUUGUGCCUUUGUCAAGGCGGCUCCGGGAGACCAGUACCCCCCGCGGAGGAGCAGGGCAUCCUGUUGGCAUCGAGGACCUGGGGCUAUGCAGGGGGGUAGAUGUGGGCCCUGGGUGUGUGUGUGGGGGGGGUGCUGCCUGGGGAGGAGGUCCAAGUUUUGCGCUUGUGUGGGGACAGUGCGGCCCAUUUAUUCCGAGAAGAAAUUUUAACUGGUUUCCAGAAAGGCGUCUUGGGAAGGGGAUGGGUGCUGGUGGGAACUCCCCCUGGCAUCCUCUCCUGGGCACUGAAAGAAAGCCCUAGCUGCUUGGGGGAGGGGGCAGGGACUUUCCUCUUUGCCUCCUGUCUCCAGGCACUGAGAUGACAGAUCACAGGAGAUAGCUCAACCUGACACUGGGGACAGGACAGGAAAUCCCAGACCUUCUUGUCUUGGGGGCCUAUGGAGGGCACCUGGACCCAGGGACAGUGAUGGGAGGGCACCUGGACCCAGGGACAGUGACGGGAAGGUGUGGCCUGGCGACUUCUCAGUGGUCCUCAGGUCCAGCCUCUUCCCCGAGCACCUGCAGAUGACAUCCACCCCUCCAGCAGGCUGGGACCAUCCUGUGCUGCUUCCUGCUGGGGGGCUACAACCCCCCCCUCAGCUACCGGGGCGGCCUGUUCUCUCCCGGUGGGGGCAGCCAGCCCUCGCUCCCCACCAUGGGGACGCUGCUCUGACUUGCUGCUGAGCCCCACCCACAAGUCCCCGAAGCCCAGAGAGUCCUGCUGGGCAAGGUCCAAAGCCAGGUCCCCCUGCCACCUCCCCCCCUCCCCCCGCCCGGCAGCACGGUCUUCCUCUUUCAAAAACAAUGAUCUGGAUCCUCUUUAUGGGGCUUAAGCUCAGGUGGGAGCAGAUGGGACAUGAGCUGGGGAUUUGGGGCUGGGUAUCCGCUCCCCCCAUGUCACAGUCUUUUAAAAAGCCUUCUCUGGCACAAGGCCGGGUUAGAGGCCAGCGGAGAGGUGGACCCGGGAGAGGGGAGCAGGGACCAUGAUGGACCAGGAAGAGAAGGUGGAUGGGAGCUCAGGCCCCGGCGUCAAGGCUGGCUCUCCAGACCAGGAGGGCUUCUUCAACCUGCUGACCCACGUGCAGGGCGACCGGAUGGAGGAGCAGCGGUGCUCCCUGCAGGCAGGGCCGGGGCCGACCUCCGAGAGCCAGAGUGGCCCUGCACCCGAGAUGGACAGUCUCAUGGACAUGCUGGCCAGUACCCAGGGCCGCCGUAUGGAUGACCAGCGGGUGACAAUCAGCGCCCUGCCUGGCUUCCAGCCCAUAGGCCCCAAGGACGGAGUGCAGAAACGAGCGGGGACGCUCAGCCCCCAACCCCUCCUCACCCCCCAAGAUCCGACUGCUCUCAGCUUCCGCCGGAACAGCAGCCCCCAGCCCCAGACCCAAGCCCCCUGAGGGCCUGAACCAUCCUCUGCGCUGCUUGGCCCCUGAAGGCAGACAAUAAAACACUUCCUCGAGAAACAA